Messenger RNA from Cylindrotheca closterium, 1164 nucleotides. The record is from the annotation of a GenBank genome assembly. Lineage: Eukaryota; Bacillariophyta; Bacillariophyceae; Bacillariales; Bacillariaceae.
AUGAGAGUCAUCAGUACCUGCUUGACAAUUCUAUCGGCUGCCUCUUUGGCGCAAGCAUUCUCUCCCGUCCGACCAUCUUCUUUGGGUCGCGGAGGAAGCCAAUUGCACUCCACCGCCGAGAAGACUGAAGGAAAGAAGGCCGGAGAGGAUGCCCCCCCAGUAAGCAUUGGAUGGGAUUCUCACCAAGCUGUCGAAAAGAUUCCCGAUUCUCUUGUGCGAGAGGGAGAUGGCCCAGAAGGAAACUACCCAAUGCGCUCCAAGUUCGAAAAGAUGUGUCGUGAAGCCCAAAUUUCCAUCACCAAGGCUAUUGAAGAUAUUGACGGAGAUGCCAAUUUCCGAGAAGAUUGCUGGACCCGUGCCAACGGCGGCGGUGGUAUGUCUCGAGUUCUUUCCGGCGGAAAGGUCUUUGAAAAGGCUGGAGUCAACCUAAGUGUUGUUUACGGAUCCAUGCCCCAAGAAGCACUUCAAGCCGCCACCGAACGUGGUAUCGACCGAAGCAAGGGAAUGGCGCCCGGUGAACGUGUUCCAUUCUUCGCCUGUGGAUUGUCCAGUGUCAUGCACCCCAAAAACCCCCACUGUCCAACUAUGCACUUCAACUACCGUUAUUUCGAGACUGAUGGUGGCGUGUGGUGGUUCGGAGGAGGUACCGAUAUCACUCCAUCCUACGUCAAUGAGGAGGACAUGAAGCACUUCCACGGAACAUACAAGGAAGUGUGCGACAAACACGACCCCGAGUACUACAAGGAGUUCAAGGCCUGGGCUGACCGAUACUUUGUCAUUCAACACCGUAACGAAACCCGUGGACUUGGAGGAAUCUUCUUUGACGACCAAAAUGACAAGGACCCCGAAGAGCACUUUGCGUUCAGUGAGGAAUGUCUGAACUCUGUUGUCAAGGCCUACGGACCCAUCAUUGAAAAGCACAAGAAUGACGAAUUCACAGAACAGGAGAAGGAAUGGCAAUUGAUGCGUCGGGGACGUUACGUCGAAUUCAACUUGGUCUAUGAUCGCGGAACAGUUUUCGGAUUGAAGACCGGUGGACGUAUUGAAAGUAUUCUUAUGAGUUUGCCCGAAACUGCCCGUUGGGAAUACAACCACAUCCCUGAACCAGGCACACCCGAGUACGACUUUAUCGAUGCCUGCAAAACGCCACGAGAAUGGGUUUAA